This is a messenger RNA of Cuscuta europaea, 764 nucleotides long. The record is from the annotation of a GenBank genome assembly. NCBI's taxonomy places the organism in Eukaryota, Viridiplantae, Streptophyta, Magnoliopsida, Solanales, Convolvulaceae.
UACACACUAAGCAAAUUAGCGUUUUCGCAUUACACUCUUCCUGAGUGUGUGUAUAUAUAAGCACAUGCCUUUCCAUCAUUAUAACCUCCUCGCAGAUACACACCAAUUCUCUAUUCUCUAUCAUUCAUUUUCUCUUUGAUUAUCUCAAAGCAAAGCAGAAUGGCUCUGUUGUUGAGCAUCCUGAAGUGUGCAAUCUUACUCAUUGCUCUUCUAGUUCAAAACCAGGCUUCAAUGGCAGCUGUACAUUCAUCUUCCCUGCAAUCGCUUGGCAACAAUCGCAUGUAUGGUGUAACUGAAGGCAGCCUGCAUCCUCGAGACUGUUCGCCGAGGUGCCAAAACCGGUGCUCGAAUACACAGUACAAGAAGCCGUGUCUCUUCUUCUGCAAUAAGUGCUGUGCUAAGUGUCUGUGUGUGCCUCCAGGCACUUAUGGCAACAAGAGAGUCUGCCCCUGCUACAAUAACUGGAAGACCAAGGAAGGAGGCCCCAAAUGCCCUUAAAUCUCAGAUGUUUUUUUUUUGCCUAAAAAACCAUGAAUAACAUUUCUCUAUCUAUUUCCAUAUUAUUAUGCAUGUAUUUCUGAAAAAAGGGGGGUUAUCCCAUGGGUCUUCUCUAGUAAUGUAAACUGGAGCUGAAGAGAGAAUCAGGGUUUCAUCUAAGUUGGGCCCUUUGGUAGGUAGAUCUUAAUUGCAGGUAUUCGUAGUUGUACUCAAUUUUAUCGAGAUUCAAUAAUAAUAUAAAUUGGAUCCCAUUUCUCUUCUAGCAA